This is a messenger RNA of Amphimedon queenslandica, 2691 nucleotides long. RefSeq lists its product as uncharacterized. Bases 22 to 2691 code for a protein of 889 amino acids. Lineage: Eukaryota; Metazoa; Porifera; Demospongiae; Haplosclerida; Niphatidae. Gene Ontology annotation, molecular function: alpha-glucosidase activity. The transcript has 26 exons. Gene Ontology annotation, biological process: N-glycan processing; carbohydrate metabolic process. The record is from RefSeq and is a predicted model, not a curated record.
AUCAUAAAGUGAAAAACAAUCAUGAUGCUGCUCCCUCUGCUUCUUUGGUCCUUUUCUAGUUGGAUGGUGGUCCAUGCUGAUCCUUCUUAUAAUCCACUUCCUAAUCCUGAUUCAGUUGUUACAGUGGGCCAGGCUAGAUUCACUGUAUUAACUCCACGUCUCAUUCGCAUGGAAUGGGGUCAAGCUGUAGACUCUGCCACACUGACCUUCGUCAACAGAUACUUACCUACUCCAAAAUUUGAUCACUAUUCAUAUGAUGAAGGAAAAUGGCAAAUUAUAGAGACUUCUUAUCUGAAGGUGUCAUACUUUUCAUCAGGUGAGUCAUUCAACAAAGAAAACUUAAUCGUCGAGUAUCAAUUUAAUGGCAAAAGUAAUUUGUGGUCACCGCAGCCUUACACUGAAGAUUCACUUGGUGGUAAUCUAGGGGGAACAGUACGAACAUUGGACGGUAACAAUGGUGAUAAAGAUCUUUUAGAUUGUUAUAAGGCCGACUCUAAAAGUGAUAGUCAUUGUACUUUGGGUUUAAUAUCAAGAGAUGGUUAUGUUGUGGUUGAUGAUACUGGAUAUCCUCAAUUCGAUGAUUCUGAAUGGCCUUGGGCUGUUAGCCCUAACAUUAGUAACUCUACUAAUGACUUUUGCUCUGAUAUCAACAAUGCUUCGGUUCGUUCAUGUGGUUUUCACUCAAUAUCGCAAAAGGAUUGUAUAGGGCAUGGCUGUUGUUGGUCUCACUCUGGAAAACCCCCAAACUGUUAUUAUUCCAAACAGUCACGUCAGGAUCUAUACUUCUUCGGUCACGGCCAUGAGUAUAAAGGAGCAGUAUAUGACUUUGCACUGGUUGCUGGAAGAAUACCCAUGCCCCCUAGAUAUGCAUUUGGAAUGUACUACUCUCGAUACUGGGCAUACAGUGAUAUAGGAGAAAUGGAAUUGGUCAAUGGAUAUCAUAGUAGAAAUAUCCCAUUGGAUGUUCUUGUUCUUGACAUGGACUGGCAUAAAACAUUUUAUAAAGACGACAUAAUUGAUCCUGCUGGAGAAAGGAAAGGACUGACUGGGUUUACUUGGAAUGAUCACUUGUUUCCUAAUCCACAAGGUUUUUUAGCUUGGUGCAAGGCUAAUAAUCUAAAGAAUACCCUUAAUCUUCAUUUUGCUAGUGGCAUACAAAAGUGGGAGGAUACAUUUAACGAGAUGGUAGAGGCUAUGGGAUUGAAUGCUUCGGCUUUGUAUGUUCCUUGGAAGCCUGUUGAUCCCAAGUUUGUCAAUAAUUUUUUAAAGAUAACUCUGAAGCCAUUGCAAGACAUGGGCAUUGACUUCUGGUGGUUGGACUGGCGACAAGGUGAAGAAGGACCAAAAACUGGCAUUAAUAUGCCAAACCUUAAUCCUACCUUUUGGAUCAAUUAUCUAUUCUUUACCAAUCCUUACCAAUGGGGCCCAAUAGAUGAACCUGUCAAAAGACCUUUCCUGUUGCAUUCUUGGGGUGGUCUUGGUAACCACAGAUAUCAAAUUGGCUUUUCUGGAAACGUAAAUCCUAGCUGGAGUUCUCUCAAUUAUCAAGUUUCUUUCACCCUAAGAGCCUCUAAUGUACUCUUUGGGUAUUGGAGUCAUGAUAUUGGAGGUCACCUUAAACCACCUCCAGCUGAAUUAUAUACCAGGUGGAUACAGUGGGGGGCGUUCUCUCCAAUAUUUCGUAUUCAUAGCAGUAAGAGUGCAUUAGAUGAUCGUAGGAUAUGGGUCUACCCAUUGGCUAAUUAUAAGAUCAUGCAUGAAUUUAUGGUACUGAGAGGUAGUAUGGUACCUUAUAUAUACACUUACGCUAGAGAGGCACAUGAUACAGGCCUUAGUCUUUUAAGAGCUCUGUAUUUUGAGUAUCCAGAAGCUGAUGAAUCAUACAUAUUUAAUAAUCAAUAUUUCUUUGGUCCUCAUAUCAUGGCAGCUCCUAUUACCCAAGCAGUAAAUGAAACCAGUCAAGUAGUCAAUAAGACCAUAUGGAUACCACCAGGUAGUUAUGUAGUUUAUAUGAAGAUGAUGGUGUUACUGAAGGUUACAAAGUUUCAAGUUUCACUACCACAAACUAAUUGCUACUUUGACUUUAGAGAGACACUUAGCUUGACUGUGUAUCCAUCUAUUGGUACUUAUGAUGGCUUUCCAUCAAAAAGAAACUACCAAAUUGUUAUUCCAAACUUCUGGCCAGCUGAGGAAGUCCAGCUUAACUCAAAUUCAUUAAGUUAUUGUCCAUUAAGAGAUUCAUUUGAUGAAUAUACCAGUGACUGCUGGACUUAUGAUGGGAGUACUCUAUCCCUCAUUGUUAUUAUUGUGACACCACAAGCUACCAGUGAUGCAGUGAAUGUCCAAGUAGCAUAUACACAGUUCAAUGUGUUUGAUCCAUACAAUAUCAAUAUCAAUAUCAAUGGAGAGUCCAAGAGUGUCGGAUUCACUGGUAUGGUGAGACGUCUUGUGAACAUUAAACAAUAUCUAGAUGAUCAGUGGGGAAUCAUACAUACAUUAUACCAAGAAGAUUACAGAAGUUUAAUUGAUGCAUCUGAAGCUGGUAUUAGAAUAACAUACUCACCAACUGAUAUUGGAUCACUGAUCAAUGGAUUCAGGGAUAACAUGGAGGAUACAUAUAAUUCUGUACCAAAAUUGAAUGUCAAUUCAACUCUCAGGGAAUUUUUAAAAGCACAGUUGACAUUGAAUUAA